AUGAAGAAGCUGAGGCCUGUGACAUUCCUGGGUGAAGGCCUUCAAGCUACCUUGACCAUCAAGCUAGAUCUGAGACGCUAUGGACCAUUUAAAGAGUGCAAAGGGGCCUGCAAAGCUGAUCCCUUCUUCCCUCUGCUGGCCACAUCUGUACUGUGGGCCCUGCAUCUGUCCUACCACCCGCUCCCGAGGCCAUCCAUGUAUGCAAAGGGGGCUGGAUGUCGGUGCUGUGGCAGCCUGAAGGCCUUCUUCCCCCAUUUCUCCUCCCCUCGAAGCCAGGGUAGGAUCAAGGGUCAAGAGACUGUGGGCCAGCUGUUCCCAGAUGUGGAUCAAGGCACCUCCCCUUUCUGGAGGAAUGACAAGCCUCCUGCAGAGGAGGGGGCGGUGGAGAGGCGGUUUCUCCGCAUACGUGUGACCGCCGGGCGCCGGGCACAAUCGAAGGUGUUCGAGGGCUGCGUCCAUGAGUCGAGGAGCGCGCCGAGCGGGACGCCGAGCGUGUGCGCGGGAGGCACCGGUCGCGCGGUGCGUGAGUGCGCGUGUACGCGGGGCGCGUGCCCCUCAGUUCUCAAGGACACCUCCGAGAGGAGGCGGCAGAGCCGGUGUCCGGGUGACGUCACCGCGCGCCCCAGUGAUAAUCGCCCGGUGCCGGAGCCGAGCGCGGAUACGAGCGGAGGCAGCGGCGGCAGCGGCGAGCGCGGGGACGGUUGCACCCGGGCUGGGCCAGGAGAGUGGGAGUCGGACUCCCGCAGUGCCGACCUCGCGGACGCUGGGCUCCCAGCCGGCCCUCGGGAAUUUGCCCGGCUUCCUUGGCGAUGUCCCUGCGCUCUCCUCCACCCCGGGCCGUGGCGUACGGGUCCUGCGGGCGCCAAGGAGGAGGCGGAGGCGGGAGCGGGCGACAGCGCGGGCGGUGCUGCGGAGCGGAGGCGACGGCAGCCGACGAGCAGCAGGCGGCGGCGGCGGCUCGCGCCCGGACGGGUAACUGCGCUGGCGGCCCCGGCCGGGGCGAGCCGGCAAGCGGCCUCUCGGGUCACUCCGUCUUUCUCUCCUCGAGCAGCUUCUAGCCGGUCUGAGCCGCAAGGGAAGAGAGCUCAGCGGGUUGUAAAAAAGAGACUGCUUUUCAUCUCCGAACAUCGAGGUUCUUUAUUUUCACCGCAUUCACGCGCUCCUAGUGGGGUCCGGAAGAUAAGCCAGGGAAGGGCAGCUGCGGAGAGGUUUGCGCCGCCGGGGUGGAGCGGGCUCUGCACCCCUCAGAAGACCGCGGAAGGCCGGAGCAUGGGCACGCUCACCCCGGCCGGCUCCUGCAUCUCUCUCGCUGCGGUUCCGAGGGGUCCCUGCUGCAGGGACGCCUCAAGGGAUUUGCCUAGGCCCUUCUCUACCUCGGGGAGGGGAAGGAGAGAGGGCUCCUCGGAGUUGGGGGCGGACCAGGGCUGCACUGCCAGCUUAGCGCGGAGCCCCGCCCCGCCCGCCCCGCCGCGAAGAAGCUGGAGCGUUCGCGCCCCUCAGGCUAGGACCCCACGCAAGCCGCAGCCCCGGCCCCGACCUGGCCCAGCCGCUCGCCGCCCGCCGCAGCCCUGAGGGCCCCUCUGCGUGUUCACAGCGGACCUUGAUUUAAUGUCUAUACAAUUAAGGCACGCGGUGAAUGCCAAGAGAGGCGCCUCCGCCGCUCCUUUCUCAUGGAAAUAGCCCGCGAGCCCGGCCGGCGCGGCGCCCCUCCCGCGGGAAAAAGGCGAGCCCCGGCCCCCGGCGGCCCCUCGCUCCGCGGACAAAUCCGGCGAACAAUGCGCCCGCCCAGAGGGCGGCCCAGCUGCCGGGCCGGGGAUCUGGCCGCAGGACACAAAGGGGCCCGCAUGCCUAG
Molecule: messenger RNA, 1852 nt
Organism: Peromyscus maniculatus bairdii (prairie deer mouse)
Lineage: Eukaryota; Metazoa; Chordata; Mammalia; Rodentia; Cricetidae
Source: RefSeq, a predicted model, not a curated record